AUGGAGAAGAUUGAAGAGGGGCUCACAAAUGCGAUUACUGGGAAAUUGAACGAUUUGCCCAGCAAAGAGAGCGAACCGGGCGAGCACGCGCUCGAGAGGGCCGAACACGAAUUCGAGAUGGAUCCGGCUUCGAACAAGGAACGAAUCGAAGACGAGAAGACGGUUCGAUUCCAUCACAAAGAGCCACAAGAGCCUGGAUCGAGGCUGAAUGAACAA
Messenger RNA from Mesorhabditis belari, 216 nucleotides. The record is from the annotation of a GenBank genome assembly. NCBI's taxonomy places the organism in Eukaryota, Metazoa, Nematoda, Chromadorea, Rhabditida, Rhabditidae.